CGUCCUUCCGAAACAGCUUCUCGUUUUUUGAGUUUUCCAGAACGAGGUUAGGAAAGCUUAGAGAGGGUUUCCCUCAUAUAAAUGGAUGGGGGCAUUUGCUUCAAUAUCAAGAGCGACACCGUAGAGUCCUCCCGACGGGACUUACGCCUGUUUGCCUGCCCUGUAAACUCUAUGGUGCGAUAGAAACAAACGGAAGGGAAAUCCUAGCGCGGCCUGAAUUUCGACAGCCCCGAACUGCAAAGCGGUAGCAGCAGCGGCACCGCCGAGGAGGCGGCGGCGGCCGUGGACGGAGGGCGGUCGAGGUGGGGGAAAUCCUGACCUGUUACUCUCCGGCACGCGGGGCGCAGAAGUAAGAGACCAUGGCAGAACAUGGGGCUCAUCUCACUGCCACCUCCACAUAUGAGGACAGGCCUUCUAUAUUUGAAGUUGUUGCCCAAGACAGUUUGAUGACUGCUGUGAGACCAGCAUUUCAGCAUGUGAUCAAGGUAUUGGCUGAAUCCAACCCUUCAUAUUAUGGUUUUCUGUGGCGCUGGUUUGACGAAAUCUACACCUUCCUGGAUCUUCUACUCCAGCAACACUACCUCUUCCGGUGCAGUGCUUCUUUUUCUGAAAACUUCUAUGGCUUGAAGAGAGUUGCACUGAAAAGCAAAAGGAAUCAGCAGGGAUCCUUGGCCACUGCUGGACUUCCCCAAAAGCAUCAUUGGAAAUCUCUCUGCUUGCUGGUCCUGGUUCCGUAUCUGAGAACUAAACUGGAAAAGUUGAUCUCCCGUCUCCGGGAAGAGGACGAUUAUUCUAUCCACCCUCCGUCAUCCUGCUGGAAGCGGUUUUACAAGGCCUUCCUGGCUGCCUAUCCCUUUGUGAACAUGGCUUGGGAGGGCUGGUUUCUGGUGCAGCAACUGUGUUACAUUCUGGGGAAGGCUAGGCACCACUCCCCGCUGCUGAGACUGGCUGGCGUGUAUUUGGCUAGGCUGACAGCAGAAGAUCUGCGGGCUUUGGAAAACAUACAUGUAGCUGCUGGUGACGUCCUGCAAUCUUCAAACAGCAUGAAAGAGCAAAUGCAGUCAGCUGGGAAAAAAAUCUUGGGGGGCCUGGCUUUCUCUCUCUCCACUGGCCUCUCUGUGGGCAUCUUCUUCCUCCAGUUCUUGGAUUGGUGGUAUUCAGCUGAGAAUCAGGAGACCAUCAAAUCGCUGACUGCUAUGCCAGUCCCACCACCACCUGUGCACCUGGACUAUGAGACUGAUUCGCCUGUCUUGCCAAAGCUCAAGACAAUAUGUCCAUUGUGUCGUAAAAUACGUGUCAAUGAUACAGUCCUCUCCACCUCUGGCUUUGUUUUCUGCUAUCGCUGUGUCUACCCUUAUGUGAAGCAUCACCAGCGGUGUCCCAUCACUGGCUAUGCCACUGAACUUCAGCACCUUGUCAAAUUAUACACACCUGAACACUAAUAGGUCCAUUCUCCAAUCUUUAUAUAAAAACUGGAAGGCUACAUUGCAGAA
Thamnophis elegans (Western terrestrial garter snake) is the source of this 1493-nucleotide messenger RNA. RefSeq names its product peroxisomal biogenesis factor 12 (gene PEX12). The transcript is spliced from 4 exons. Lineage: Eukaryota; Metazoa; Chordata; Lepidosauria; Squamata; Natricidae. The record is from RefSeq and is a predicted model, not a curated record. The coding region runs from base 360 to 1442 and encodes 360 amino acids. Gene Ontology annotation, molecular function: ubiquitin-protein transferase activity; zinc ion binding; protein binding. Gene Ontology annotation, cellular component: peroxisomal importomer complex; peroxisomal membrane. Gene Ontology annotation, biological process: protein monoubiquitination; protein import into peroxisome matrix.